AUGGCGCCGCCGCCGUACCAGUUUGUCGCUCAGCUGACGUCUCCGGGGGUCGCUGCGGACUCGUGUCUGCUCACCGCCACCCGCGCGGUGGUGUCACCUCGGGAGCAGCGCCACCCCGCGCGGCGGUGUCACCUUGGGAGCAGCACCACCCCACGCAGUGGUGUCACCUUGGGAGCAGCACCACCCCACGCGGUGGUGUCACCCCGCGAGCAGCACCACCCGCGCGGUGGUGUCACCCCGCGAGCAGCACCACCCCACGCGGUGGUGUCACCCCGCGAGCAGCACCACCCCACGCGGUGGUGUCACCCCCGCGAGCAGCACCACCCCACGCGGUGGUGUCACCCCGCGAGCAGCACCACCCGCGCGGUGGUGUCACCCCGCGAGCAGCACCACCCGCGCGGUGGUGUCACCCCGCGAGCAGCACCACCCCACGCGGUGGUGUCACCCCGCGAGCAGCACCACCCCGCGCGGUGGUGUCACCCCGCGAGCAGCACCACCCCACGCGGUGGUGUCACCCCGCGAGCAGCACCACCCCACGCGGUGGUGUCACCCCGCGAGCAGCACCACCCCACGCGGUGGUGUCACCCCGCGAGCAGCACCACCCGCGCGGUGGUGUCACCCCGCGAGCAGCACCACCCCACGCGGUGGUGUCACCCCGCGAGCAGCACCACCCCACGCGGUGGUGUCACCCCCGCGAGCAGCACCACCCCACGCGGUGGUGUCACCCCCGCGAGCAGCACCACCCCACGCGGUGGUGUCACCCCGCGAGCAGCACCACCCCCACGCGGUGGUGUCACCCCCGCGAGCAGCACCACCCGCGCGGUGGUGUCACCCCGCGAGCAGCACCACCCCACGCGGUGGUGUCACCCCGCGAGCAGCACCACCCCACGCGGUGGUGUCACCCCGCGAGCAGCACCACCCCACGCGGUGGUGUCACCCCGCGAGCAGCAUCACCCGCGCCGCCGCCUUCGCAAAAAUGGCGACCCCAGAGCGUAA
Bacillus rossius redtenbacheri is the source of this 996-nucleotide messenger RNA. Its product is annotated as mucin-5AC-like. Bases 1 to 996 code for a protein of 331 amino acids. The record is from RefSeq and is a predicted model, not a curated record. NCBI's taxonomy places the organism in Eukaryota, Metazoa, Arthropoda, Insecta, Phasmatodea, Bacillidae. The transcript is spliced from 3 exons.